Molecule: messenger RNA, 2865 nt
Organism: Mercenaria mercenaria
Lineage: Eukaryota; Metazoa; Mollusca; Bivalvia; Venerida; Veneridae
Exons: 2
Coding region: 153-1373 (406 amino acids)
Source: RefSeq, a predicted model, not a curated record
UACACAAAAUGCAAUUUGUUUGCGAUUUAUCAUGUAAAGUACUUGUAUCCUUAUCUGUACAAAUGUGGUUUUAUCAAGUUUUCACCAGAUAACAAACAAAACGCCGGGUUAUAUUUUAAAAGCAGAAUUAAGAAUUGUAACUUUAGGCAAUCAUGGAGACUUUGUGCAAAGAAGUGGAUGAGAAGAUUCGUGUCAAUUUCGAAAAUGAGGAGAUACAAGACAUUGUAAAGGCUGUUGACAUAAUGGUCAGACGAUUUGUUGAAGCUCUGCAUGAUAUCACCACGGAGAUAAAGAUCGAUCGUCUGGAGUUUUGUGGUAGCAUGGCUGAAGAUACUAGAAUAUGGGUACCAGGAUCGGCGACGAAUAAAUGUGACCUGGAGUUUGAUUACUUAGUAGUCUUAAAGUCAUGGCCCGGAUGUGGCGAUUUUAGAUUCAUUCCAAGCUUUAAAGAAGGUAAAAUGAGGAUAAUAUAUGAAGUAACUGAUCCUCAAUCAGUAACUGGUAAAUACAAUAACUUAAACACUGCUAUGAAACUAUCGUUUAUAAACACCUUACUAAAAGGCGUUAGAGCUAAGUGUGAAAACAAUGUAUGCACUCGGCAGUUAAGCAAUAUUCCUGCAGUUCACGGCUGUCAGUGCUGCACAAUUUAUAUGAAAACUGGUAAUUUAAGAAGUACUGACGUACCAAUUUCAAAUGGAAAUGUCAAGAAGAAAUCGGUUCUGUCUUUCGUGUGGUCAAGUAUCGAAAGAUCAGUAUGUAAUCCGUUAAGAACUUUCAAAUUACAGAAUGAAUCACCCGAUCCAUUUGCAGUAGACAUGUUACAAAUUAAAGUUGAUUUUAAUCCUGUUAUUGAACUGAAUAAAAAAUUGCUAGCACAGAAGAACGACGGGACAGCGGUACCACUUGAAGAAAGCGAGAUAUAUUUUCUUUUCCCCUAUUUACAACGUUGUUUAGAUUGGAGAAUCUCAACGUGUCACUCAGAACUAAAACCUUUAAAAGAAACCUCAAAGGAACACAAACUGGCAUUUUGUGUUUUGAAAUUUAUUGGGAAAGCCUUCCAGGUUUACGGCAACAUAGAGUAUGUUAAAUCAUAUGAGGCAAAGUGUAUAGUUCUAAAUCAUAUUAAGAACUGUCAAGCACCAAACAGAGGAGCGCAUAUAUGCCUUCUAGAUAUGAUCAAGGAUAUAUAUGAAUGUGUGCGAUAUAGAGAUUUACCCCACCCGGUAUUACCAUCGUGCAAUGUCUACUAUACGGGUAUUCCUAGCGUUUUAGACAUUUUUGAACCACAACAAAAGACAAAGAUUUGUAAAUAUAUUUUCUCUUUGUUUGAUCAACAGGAUCAUUUUUCGUUAGUGGAUUUUUUUGUGAUAUAAAGAGUCUUGACAAACUGUAUGACAAGUUCAAGAGAACACACGACGAAAAAUUAUAUACUGACUUUUUGAAGAAGAGAAGGGAAGCCAGUGCGAAAGAGGUUUUAAAGGAAGAAGACAGAAUUGUAAUUUUUCAUUCUGAGAUAGAAAAUUUAUUACGUAUGAAAUAAACAACAAAAGAAAAAAUACAAUAGAUGGAAUUAUAAGAGCUUUUUUAAAAAUUCAAUAAUAUAUUUCACGACUAAAAUAUGAUAAAAAAGGCGUGCUUCCAGAUGGACGACCAGCUUGCAAAGUAUUAAAACCAUGAAGCAUCUCCUAUUAAUAUCAACUAUCAUAUGUUACGUUUUUAAAGAGCGAAACAGAAUCAAACAAAUUUACAUAAAUUGGAAGCAUGUCUCCUCACUACGGUGGCAUAGAGGGGACAUUGGAAAUAUUUUAUUUAUCACGUGUGUACGUGAUAUCUAUCAACUUCUAUCUAUCAAGUGCGAACGUGUUAGCUAACACGCGGGGACGUUAUUUUAUUUUUACUUCAACAAGUAUCGAAUGUUUAAUUAAAUUUAUAUUUACCGGUAUAACAUGAUAGAUAAAUAAACGUUCAUAUAGACCUUUUUACCCAAGCUACGGUAGCUAUGCAAAUUCCACUGAUGGUUUGAUUUUAACGUGCAUGCGCUCUUUACGUGUGGCCAAAAAAAAAAACAAACUCUCAACGAUAAGAAAACCUACAUUUUAUUACGAAUUGUUUUGCCACUAUAAAGUUGAUUUCAGUCAAGUGAUUUAUUAUACAGCAUGCUUUUGUCGCCGGGCUGCUCAAUGGUAGUGAUAAAAACAUGGGUCGAUAGAUUUUUAGUAUAUAUGUAUUGUCAUGGACAGAUAUACGCUCCUGUAAUACAGGAUAUAAACAGAACAAUAUAGAUACAAUGUCAAAAUAGGGGUUUAACAAUACACAUUCAUGUCAAAAGCAAUGCAUGACAAACAAUACAUAUUCAAGUUUCAAAAACAUGAUUACCUGUAGAUAUAUCUAUAUAUAACUACAUAAUUGGAUGUUUAUUGUUCAGCACAAAUCGGCUUGUUUACAUUUCAAAAUAUGGCGGAUAUCAGUCCAUCGAAUGUGAUUGGUUAAUAACUCGUGCGGGGGGAAAUUAUGUUAGAUGGUGUAAGGGAAAGAAAUUAUGGUGAAUAACUGAUACGGCUACGACUACAAAUACAACUAGUCUGCCUACGGUCUGUAUAACUGGUGUUCAGAUUUACUAUUUGAUUGUUAUGUAUUGUAAUUAUGAAUAAUAAUAUAUAUUUAUGUUUCUGUAACAGAAUUUACAUUAAAGUAUACAAAACACAUAUGUUAUAACAUUGUUAUAGAUUUACCCUAUGACACUUUGAUUAAAAACAUGUAUGUUUUUAAUCAUAUCUUACCUGAAAAGCCUGCUUUAUUAAUAUUUUCGUCCGAAAAGAACAAGAAUUUCCAGUCCAUUUCCACACAUCAUACUGAUAUAAAACU